GCAAAGGAGGGGAGCACAACAGACUUAACUCACGUUAAGCUCCUUUGAGAUCUGGUGGCUUGCUCUUAAUCUUGGUUGCCCGUCUCAGGUUUCACCUUAAUCUAUUCUCUUCUUCGCUGCCGGAAACCGAACCCGACAAACAACGAAAUGGUGCCCGCCACCACCGUCGACGACGACACGCUCCAGUCGGUCCGGUCGUCGUGUGAUCGCUGCCGGUUCUACAAGCUCAAGUGCACCGUCCCGACCCAGCCCGAGUCCGAGGGCCCGUUGCCGUGCGAACGAUGCAGUCGAGCCAAGGUGCCGUGUGUUUUUGGGCGUCGAAGACGGGCGGCGAGGAUAGCCGAAGCCAACCACAAGCUGCAACAACAACGGCAGCAGCAGCAGCAGCAGAUAUCGGCAACGCCAUCGACGGCCCCAGCCAUGCCGACGACCAUGCUUCCCACCCCGCCGUCCCUCACCUCGCCGACUGCGACUCCGGUCACCGACACGACUUCGGCUGGUAGCACGGGUGCCUGGGGUUUGCCGCCGCAGCAGGGCUUUUACUUGGGCGACUUGUACGCCUUGAAUACCACCAAUGUUCCUGGCUACGGUAGCCAGCAGCAGCACCAGAGCGGCGGUGCCAUAUUUCCCUGGGAUUGGUCUCAGCACGGGUUCGGUCUGGACGACACAUGCAUGCUGGAAGCCACCGACUUGAUGGGUAAUAUUCCCCCGGAGCAAGGGGGGACGUCACAGUCGCCAACCCUGUUCGCCAUGACACCGACCUCGAUGCAGCAACAGCCGACGACCGACGACAUAGGCCCCAUGGCUGCCGUCCGCGGGGAUACGAGGCCGGGCGAAGACGGCAGUAAUAGCCCGGCUCCGGGUCUGUGGCCACUCCUCCUUGCCUUGACCGCAGAGAUGCAGCAGACGCUCAAGAUGCUUGAGGAAGGAUCGUGGCGCCUCGGUGGGGGCGACGAGGGGAGUGAGAACAACUUCGACAACUAUCCUGUCGGUACUGUGCUCCACCUCUUGCAGGAAUUCGGAGCCGUCGCCGGCCCGGUCAUCCGCGAGGCAGCCAGUGCCGGGGAAGCGGUGACGGCGUCGUCGUCGGUAAAGGAGCGCAACUUUGCAUCGGGAGUUACUGCCUCGGACGGUGGCGACAAUGUUGAUAUGAGGGAGAAGGGGCAGGCACCGCAUACAUCCGAGCGUGUGUCCGAGGACGUCGAGGCUGCGGGUACAGCUGGGCCUACAGAAUACGGAACAGCGGUAAAUACGGCAACAAUCAUGCUGAUCCUGGGCGGGUACAUGUGCUUGUCGCACAUCUGCAACACCGUUCUGGGGCAUUUUCACACAUACCUCAGUCGCAUACCGUCAGGUGCAAGCUACCCCGACGUCCCGGGUCAAGUUGGUGGCAGCGGUGGUGGCGGCGGUGGUGCAACCAGGAGCGCAAGCACAACGAGCCCAACCCUAAAGCUGGGCGAGCUCCCUUGCUUCAGCGCGGCCCCUGACCUCGGCAAGAUCCACAACGCGCUGAACAUGGUCCUCGCCGCCAUGGGGGGCGUUGAGGAGCAGUUAGGCGCGGGAGGCGUAGUGGCCCGCAAUCUCGUUGUGUCGGCUCUCGUCUCGCACGAGACCGUCGAUGGAACCUACGGCGAACUCGAGGAUCGGUACCGUAAGUUGGACGAAAGGGUGCAAUCAGUUAAACUACUCCUACGGGAGAAAAUAGGCCUCUGAUGGUUUUAACAAAACAUCUUUUAGCCUGGACUUGGUCGGCUGCGUGGG
Molecule: messenger RNA, 1761 nt
Organism: Chaetomium fimeti
Lineage: Eukaryota; Fungi; Ascomycota; Sordariomycetes; Sordariales; Chaetomiaceae
Exons: 1
Coding region: 148-1713 (521 amino acids)
Biological process (GO): regulation of DNA-templated transcription
Molecular function (GO): DNA-binding transcription factor activity, RNA polymerase II-specific; zinc ion binding
Source: RefSeq, a predicted model, not a curated record